Messenger RNA from Zootermopsis nevadensis, 1235 nucleotides. NCBI's taxonomy places the organism in Eukaryota, Metazoa, Arthropoda, Insecta, Blattodea, Termopsidae. The record is from RefSeq and is a predicted model, not a curated record.
AUUGUUACAGGUACCAUGACAAUAAAUAAAUAAACAAACAAACAGUUACAGAUGAGUACUGUGCAAGGAUAAAACAAAUUGAAGCUAUAUACAAUCGAUCGGAAAAUAACAGCGUUCCCAGUGAACCACAAGAGAACGAGAUGGCAGACGAUACUAAAGGGUUCACGCAAGGGCCCAGUGGCGGGCAGCUGUUUACUUUAGAUGAAAAGAAGUUCUUCAGUCUUGUAGACGAAGGAGACGUGAACGCGGUGCAGAAAUUCCUUGAAGAGAAUCCGGGAUUCGAUAUAAAUUGUGUGGACUCCAAGGGCGUGUCGGCUCUCCAAAUGGCAGUCCACAACCACGACGGAGGAAUGGUCACCUUUCUUUUGGAUCAGAGAGACAUCCUCCUUUCGGACUGCGCGCUGCGUGCAGUGAGCGAAGACCAGCACAGCAUCCUUCUGCUGCUGAUGGAGAGGAUGGCCGUCAUACACCCCGAUCUGGAGUUCGCGGGUUGCCCCGACAGCGCAUACUACCCCGAGUACAUGACACCGCUGAUGCUGGCCGCCCAGUGCGACAACUACGAGAUCAUAGGAAUGUUAAUGGAACGGGGUCACAAAAUCCAGCAUCCACAUCCCCCCAAAUGCUCCUGCAACUGUUGUAGAGAAGCUCUGAAGGACACGAAAAGAGGCGAACGGCUGCUGGACGUGUACCGCGCCAUCACCAACCCGACCUACAUCUGCCAGAACUCCACGGACCAAAUCCUUACGGCGUUCGAACUGAACAAGGAACUGAUGGACUAUGCAUCCACUGACCUGGAGUUGCGCCCGACUUACCUAGACCUCGCCAAAAAAGUGCGAGUCUUCGCCACUGAUCUCAUAGGUGGUGGAAACUGCUUGGUGUGGGGAUUGGUACUCAUGGCGCCGUCGGUCCGACUUCCGCAAGAUCCUGACCAUCUUCAAGCGGAUGAUUCUGCUCCCCCGCACAGUAUUCAUAUGUUUAGCAAAACCCAAAACCGAGGCUGGAGCCUUCCUGAAUUUGCCCAUCAACAAAAUGUUGAACAGCUUCGCUACCUACAUAAUCUUCCUGACUCUUGUGUUCAUGGUGUCGAACCAGGAUAAGACGAACCAGAUAAGGGGGCCGACCAAACCAGGAUUCGAAGUAGCGGUGCUUGUGUAUGUGGUGUCCUAUAUAUGGAGCUCAUUCACACUCUUCUUGCAAGGACCUCAGCGAUUCUUCACAUCCUUGACGAACUGGUA